UCUUCUUUAGCGCUCUUCAUUUUAAAGUCUCUGCACAAGAACCAGAGCAAAGCUACAAAAAAAAAAUUACAUAUUCAAAACCUUAAAGAAAAAAAACCUGAGAAGAGCUAUGAGAUCGAGCAACCAUCUAAUAGGUAUGGUCAACUUCCUCACCUUCCUCCUAUCGAUCCCAAUCCUAGGCGGAGGGAUAUGGCUAAGCAGCAGAGCUAACUCAACCGACUGUUUACGUUUCCUCCAGUGGCCACUCAUCGUCAUCGGAAUCUCCAUCAUGGUGGUAUCCCUAGCCGGAUUCGCCGGAGCUUGUUACCGUAACAAGUUCCUCAUGUGGCUGUACCUCGUGGCAAUGCUUCUCAUCAUCGCAGCCUUGAUAGGAUUCAUCAUCUUUGCUUAUGCAGUCACCGAUAAAGGAUCUGGUCGAAACGUGCUGAACAGGGGUUAUCUUGACUAUUAUCUUCAAGAUUAUUCCGGUUGGUUGAAGGAUAGGGUUUCUGAUGAUGGAUACUGGGGAAAAAUCAGCUCGUGUAUUAGAGAUUCUGGAGCUUGUAGGAAGAUCGGAAGGAACUUUAAUGGCGUCCCUGAAAGUGCUGAUAUGUUCUUCCAGAGAAGCCUUAGCCCUGUUGAGUCUGGCUGUUGCAAGCCGCCAUCAGAUUGCGGGUAUGCAUAUGGUAACGAGACGUUUUGGACGCAAGGAGGAGGGCUGGUAGGAGCAAACCCGGACUGUAUGUUGUGGAAUAACGAACAGAGCAUGCUCUGUUACCAGUGCAGUGCUUGUAAAGCGGGUGUUCUAGGGAGCUUGAAGAAAAGCUGGAGAAAAGUGUCCGUGAUCAACAUCGUGGUGCUUAUUAUUCUCGUUAUCUUCUACGUGAUCGCUUAUGCGGCUUACAGGAAUGUCAAGAGGAUUGAUAACGAUGAGCCGGGCGGUGAGGCUAGGAUGACAAAAUCACACCCUAGUCAUUUCCACCUUUGAUCAAAAUUAUGGUAAAGUUUAUUACAUGUUAAUGAAAAUCUGAUGAGAAACAAUGCAACGAAAGAUGGGUGCUUUGAUAUAUGUUUUCACUUGCUUAUGAUUUAGUACUUUCGUGUUUGUUUUUGAUAUGUAACACAUUUCUUUGUGUGUGUAUACUAUUUAUGAUUGAAACUAAAUAUUAUUGUUUCUUUAAA
Molecule: messenger RNA, 1161 nt
Organism: Raphanus sativus (radish)
Lineage: Eukaryota; Viridiplantae; Streptophyta; Magnoliopsida; Brassicales; Brassicaceae
Product: tetraspanin-3
Exons: 2
Coding region: 110-967 (285 amino acids)
Biological process (GO): auxin-activated signaling pathway
Cellular component (GO): plasmodesma; plasma membrane
Source: RefSeq, a predicted model, not a curated record